Paramecium pentaurelia is the source of this 2331-nucleotide messenger RNA. The record is from the annotation of a GenBank genome assembly. Lineage: Eukaryota; Ciliophora; Oligohymenophorea; Peniculida; Parameciidae.
AUGAAAUUAAAAAACAGAAACUCAACUUCUGUUAACAAAUUACAAAACCUAAAAUAAUAGUAAGAUAACAUCAUAUAAUCUAUAAAUGAAUUGAAUGACAAAAACUAAUAAAUCAUAAAAGACUAUAUGAAUAAAUAGCAACAACUAACAGAUUAAUUAUAAAAGUAACAUCACUAAAUAACAAUACAAGAACUAAAAUAAGCAUUAUAAAAUAAUGUUUGGACAUAAAAAGUAGGGUUCUUUUUGAAUCCUUUAUCAUAAUAAAUUGGAUAAAGAAUAACGAUUUAAUAAUAAUAAAUAUUGUUAAAACAUUCAGAAUCUAAGUUAAUCUUACUUGAAAGAAUCUUUUAAACAGAAUUCAAGAUUGUUCAAUUUUAAGAAUAAAAGAAAAUGAUAUAAAAUGAUAUUGAAGGAAGAAUUUUGUAAAUGGAUACUCUCUUAAUAGAAUAUGAAGAACUAGAAUAGAUCAUUGAUUCAUAAUAAAAUAGAUCAUAAUGCAAUAAUAUUAAAACUAUUUUUGAAAUCAAUAAAAAUUUAAGCCAACUUAAACAUAACUAUAUAUAAUUAGCUAAUUAACGAUAAGAAUAAGAAAUUCUUUAAACAGAUUUUCUAUAAAAUAUCAACACUUUAGAGUUGCAAUUUAAAUCAAUUUAAAUUGAAAAAUAAAUGAAAGGCUUAUAAUCUUCAUGGUUCAAUGUAGAUUAACUUUACAAUUUAAUUGUAACUAAUGUGAAAUCUGAAUAAUAAUUAGAUUUAUUUUGCAAUAUAGUAUUACUAAUUAAUGAUAAAAUUGUUUAAGGGUUGAACUCUAAAACAAAUUAAUAUGUAAUAAUUGAAAAUAUUCGAUAAAUUGAAAAUGAUAAUAAUUUUAGAGUAUUCAAUAGUACCAUAUUUUAAGAAUAUUUGGAUUAAGCUUAAAUUAUAGAGUAUUCGUAAUUUCUUAAAACUGAAUUACCUAAGCGAAUCUAUAAGUUCAAAAUAGAAUCCCAAUUGAAAUAACAUAAGUACAAAAAUAAUAAAUUAAGAAUAGAACACAUCUUAUAGAUAUACAGAGACAGAUACAUUAAAUUAUGUAUGAAUAAUCUAUGAUUUAAACCUAAUACAAUAGACUUGAAUCUAAUCUACCUGUUCUUGAAUAAAACUAAACUGCUUAAAGAUUGUAGUAGAUCCUUGAUAGAAUGAAUCAUAUUGAAUGCUUGAAAUCAUAAAAUAAAACACUUUUUGAAAUUACAUUCCCAGCAUAAAUUAAAUAAAUACAAGAUAAUCUAAUGUAAAUGAAAUAAUAGUUGAAUUCUUAAAUUAAAGAUUUGUAAUAUUCAAUAGGCAUAGAAUAAGAUUAUUAUUAUAAAAUAUUCUCUACUUAAUCUCAAAAAUUACCAAUUUUAAUUCUCGAUUCAAACAUAGUUAAUAAUAAUAUAGAAUAAUAAAUAGAAGAAAAUAGAAAAUAGUAUCAAUAAUAAUAAAUUCUCUAUAAUUAAAAUGUUGAAAAUUUAAGAUAAAAACUUAAAUAAUUAGAAGAUUAAGAAAGUAUGAAAAUUUGUAUAUAAAAUUAGAUUAAAUGUAAACAAGAUAUUUAAUUGAGUUGAAUGAAUCGAUUAUGAAGACAAAAAAAGAGAAUAUUCCUCCUUCUGAUUCCAGAGAUAUGAGUAUAUUGGGAACCAUAUAAAUAGAUAUGUCUUAAGAAAGAACAACUCAUAAAUAUUCAGUAUUAAGAUCCAAAAAAUAACUAUUUAUGAAUGAACCAACAGAUAGAAGUCUUUCUACUUAUAGUUUUUUAGGACAUCGUUCAUCUGAUCCAUUAUGUUCUAAGACUAAAUUAGCUUUGAAACAAUAAACUAGUUUAUCAUCAUAAACAUCUCAAAAAAAUCCAUUAUUAUCACCUCAGUCUAAUAAUCAUCAUAUAUCUAUAGAGCAAUCAUUAAGUUUACAUGUAUGAAAAUGAUUAAAGUAUUAUAGUCCUCUGCAAGAAGAUUCCCAGAUUUUCAAAUGGAAAAAUCACCUCCUCCUCAAUAAAUUAUAGGAGAAAAGAUAUUUAAAGUAUUAAAGAGAACAUUUAGAUAAUAAUCUACAAAUAAUAAAAAUGGAUGUUCAGCAUUUUCAAGCAAAUUUGUAAAAUAUAAUUAAAAAAUGAAAUGUUUGGAAUUCUAUAAUUCUAAUAAAAUUAUCCAUGAUUUAGGUCAAAAAGAAUCAGCAUUAUGUUUGAAAUAAAUUAAGGAAGUGAAACAAUGUUAAUAAUCAUUAGUUUUAGUAAUUUCGAAACAUCAAUCAAUAGAAUUAGUAUUUAAUAAACAUGAAUAACUAAAUGAAUUUAUGAAAAUGAUAACAUAGUGA